GCUAUUCUUAUUACUAUACGCAUGGAGUAUCAGAUUGAAGAGAGACGUUUCUAGUUGUUAAACACAGUAAGUGGCAAUGUAGCUGAUGACUGCAAAGAAUAAUCUUUAAAAUGUAUAUUUAACGCUGACAAGUAGUGUUAAUUAUUUUAUCUAUUUCAUCGACUUGUGUCUGUAGUUGUAGUCUGUACCCGCCUCACGGUGCAGCUGUUAUCUUAGUUCAGGCACUUUAGCCACUAGCUAACAUUAGCUGCUGUGGCGCUAACCAGCUAGCAACUCUCCACCACACGACCUGUCGUUAGCAACGAGAGCAGCAUCACGGAGUGCUCACCAAGCACGACAGCUACAACGCGGCGACUGAGAAACUAAGAUUUAUACAAGGUGUGUGAGUCGGAGUGUGCUGUGGUAAAGACGGAGCUGCAAUGUUGAACCCCACCAACGGUGACCCAGGCUACGUUGUUGCGAAUUAUGUGGAGGAGUACUUGGACCUGGUGGAAUCGCUACCCUUUGAUCUACAGAGGAGUGUGUCUCUCAUGAAGGAAAUCGAUGCCAGGUAUCAAGAUGUUCUGAAGGAGCUCGACGAUGCGUAUGAACGUUAUCGCAGGGAAUCUGACACACUUCAGAGGCGCAAGCUUCAGUUAUCGAUUCAAAGAGCUCUGAUCCGCAGUCAAGAGCUCGGAGAUGAAAAGAUCCAGAUUGCUGGUCAGAUGGUGGAGUUGGUUGAAAACCGAACGCGACAACUAGACUGGCAUUCUGAACGUAUCCUUUCAUCUCAAGAGGUCCCAGAGAGCCACGUUCCUACAACAACGCCCGUGACGACCCCUGUAGCAUCCACAGUGUCCUCAUCAUCAGCCACCAUCACCCCCGGCAAACCCAGCCACCAAGAGAAAAAGCGUGAGGAGGUAACGCCAAGCUCAGGUAGCGCUGACAAAGCUGGAGGGAAGCGCUCGAGGCGUCAGAAAAACGGAGAAAAUCGAGAAAGUUAUGGCAGUCUGGAUCACGCUGAGGAUGUGGGAGUGGGGGCAUCGCGGGAAAAACGUGCCAAAACAUCUUCUAAGAAGAAGAAACGGUCCAAGGGAAAGUCUGAGAGAGAGGUGUCGCCUCCAGAUCUGCCCAUUGAUCCAGAUGAGCCAACAUACUGCCUGUGUGAGCAGGUGUCAUACGGCGAGAUGAUUGGCUGCGAUAACGAUGAAUGUCCCAUCGAGUGGUUUCAUUUCUCCUGCGUCGGGCUCCACCAUAAGCCUAAGGGAAAGUGGUACUGCCCCAAGUGUAGAGGUGAGAAUGAGAAGACCAUGGACAAGGCCUUAGAAAGGGCUAAAAAGGAGCGCACAUACAACAGGUAGCUUGCUCUGCCUACUCUAAUGAACAUUUCUGUGUAAGAAUUUAAUUUUAUGUCUUCUUUGUUUCUAUUUACUGUUUAACUUUGUUAAAAUGUUACAGAGUGACAAGAGGGAUCUUGUACAUAGUUAUUUUUGUAACUGUUACAUAGCCGUUGAAAAAAAAAAGGAUCUUUCUCAAUUCUGUGGAAGAACUGACAUAAUACAACUGCAUGUUUGUUACCUGUUGUUCUGUAUUCCCAUCCCUCCUUGUUUUCACCAAGCUUGCAACAUCACCCUCUGAAUUAUCAAUAUUAUAUAAACAACAAUAAA
This is a messenger RNA of Solea solea (common sole), 1646 nucleotides long. It is a transcript of the gene ing1, whose product is annotated as inhibitor of growth family, member 1. The transcript is spliced from 4 exons. The record is from RefSeq and is a predicted model, not a curated record. Gene Ontology annotation, biological process: positive regulation of DNA-templated transcription. Lineage: Eukaryota; Metazoa; Chordata; Actinopteri; Pleuronectiformes; Soleidae. Bases 420 to 1340 code for a protein of 306 amino acids. Gene Ontology annotation, cellular component: nucleus.